AUGGUUUCUGACGCUAGCAAGAAGAAAGCCGCACAGAAGAAAGCCGCCGCCGCAGCUAAGCGAGGUGGUAAGGCUGCUGUCGCCGCAGCUUCGUCUAAAGCCGCUGAUAAGGUUGCUGACAAAAUUGCCGAUAUCCGGAUAUCGGAUCGGACGUGUACGGGUGUUCUUUGCUCUCAUCCUCUUUCCAGAGAUAUUCGGAUAGAGUCUCUGUCUGUUACUUUCCACGGGCAUGAUCUCAUAGUUGAUUCUGAGUUGGAGCUGAAUUAUGGAAGACGUUAUGGUUUACUUGGAUUAAAUGGAUGUGGAAAGUCUACUCUUCUUACUGCAAUAGGUUGCCGGGAACUUCCAAUUCCUGAGCACAUGGAUAUUCAUCAUCUUAGCAGGGAAAUUGAGGCCUCUGACAUGUCUGCUUUGGAAGCGGUCAUAGCCUGUGAUGAAGAAAGGUUGAAAUUGGAAAGAGAGGCUGAAACUCUGGCAGCUCAGGAUGAUGGUGGUGGUGAAGCCCUUGAACGAGUUUAUGAGCGAUUGGAUGCCCUAGAUGCAGCAACUGCAGAAAAGCGUGCUGCUGAAAUCUUGCAUGGUCUUGGUUUUGACAAGCAGAUGCAAGCAAAGAAGACUCGGGAUUUUUCUGGGGGCUGGAGAAUGAGAAUUGCCUUAGCACGAGCUUUAUUUAUGAAUCCUACUGUUCUUCUACUCGAUGAACCUACUAAUCAUCUUGAUUUGGAAGCUUGUGUGUGGCUGGAGGAAAGUUUGAAGAAGUUUGAACGUAUUUUGGUUGUGAUAUCACAUUCCCAGGAUUUCCUUAAUGGUGUCUGCACAAAUAUUAUCCACAUGCAAAGUAAGAAACUGAAGAUGUACACUGGUAAUUAUGAUCAAUAUGUUCAGACACGAGGUGAUUUGGAAGAGAACCAGAUGAAGCAGUACAAGUGGGAACAAGAGCAGAUUGCUAACAUGAAGGAAUAUAUUGCCCGGUUUGGUCAUGGUUCAGCUAAACUAGCUCGCCAGGCUCAGAGUAAGGAAAAAACACUGGCAAAAAUGGAACGAGGUGGACUUACAGAGAAGGUAGUUAGAGACCAAGUGUUAGUAUUUCGCUUUACUGAUGUGGGAAAACUUCCCCCUCCUGUUCUCCAGUUUUCUGAAGUUAGUUUUGGAUACACUGAAGAUAAUCUCAUCUACAAAAACAUUGACUUUGGGGUUGACUUAGACUCUAGGGUUGCUCUGGUUGGACCAAAUGGUGCCGGGAAGAGUACACUACUGAAGCUAAUGACAGGUGAUUUGUUUCCUUCUGAUGGCAUGGUCAAGCGUCAUAAUCAUCUUCGAAUUGCUCAGUAUCAUCAGCACUUGGCUGAAAAGUUAGACUUGGACAUGCCUGCCCUUCAGUUUAUGAUGAGAGAAUACCCUGGAAACGAGGAAGAGAAGAUGAGGGCAGCUAUUGGGAGGUUUGGACUGACAGGUAAAGCCCAGGUGAUGCCUAUGAAUCACUUGUCUGAUGGGCAGAAGAGUAGAGUAAUAUUUGCAUGGUUAGCUUGGAGACAGCCUCAGUUAUUACUCUUGGAUGAGCCAACUAAUCAUUUGGAUAUUGAGACAAUUGACUCUCUUGCUGAGGCUUUGAAUGAGUGGGAUGGUGGCUUGGUUCUUGUUAGCCACGAUUUUAGGCUCAUAAAUCAGGUGGCCAAAGAGAUAUGGGUGUGUGCUGAUCAAAAAGUGACCAGAUGGGAGGGUGACAUUAUGGAUUUCAAGAAACAUCUAAAGGCAAAGGCAGGGAUAUCUGACUGA
Molecule: messenger RNA, 1776 nt
Organism: Lathyrus sativus (Indian pea)
Lineage: Eukaryota; Viridiplantae; Streptophyta; Magnoliopsida; Fabales; Fabaceae
Source: the annotation of a GenBank genome assembly